AUGUCCGCUGAGAUUCAUGCAUUACAUGAUAACUCCACUUGGACUCUCGAACCUCUUCCUCCUGGUUUUUAUCGAUCUCAGGCAGAUAAUUCUUUAUUCACUCGUGUUACCCACACCAGCAUCACUCUUAUUCUUGCUUAUGUUGAUGACAUUUUGGUUACUGAAAAUGACAUUUCUCAAGUCAAAGUUUUCAAGAGAAUUCUCUUUACUCAUUUCAAAACAAAAGAUCUUGGCUCUCUGAAAUGUUUUCUUGGACUCAAAGUUGCCCACUCUCACAAAGGCAUCUUUCUCAAUCAGCCCAAAUAUGCCAUUGACAUAUUUUCUGACAGUGACCAACUUGGUGCUCGGACUGCCUCUUUUCUUGUUAAACAACAUUUGAAGCUCAAUAAUCAAUAUGGUAUUCUCCUCCCUAAUCCUUGCCUUUAUCGUCGCCUUAUCUAUCUAACCAUUACUCAACCUAACAUUGUUUAUGUAGUCAGCAUUCUCAAUUAG
Molecule: messenger RNA, 492 nt
Organism: Juglans regia (Persian walnut)
Lineage: Eukaryota; Viridiplantae; Streptophyta; Magnoliopsida; Fagales; Juglandaceae
Exons: 2
Coding region: 1-492 (163 amino acids)
Source: RefSeq, a predicted model, not a curated record